ACCAUGACGAUCUCCCACAAACCCACCGACCUUACCAUUCCGCGCGCCUUGGAUGACCUCAUCCCUGAGGUGGCGCUAUAUCGCAAGCUUGCGGCCGCAGAAAAUAAAAUCGACGCGUUCACGCAGCGCAAGUGGUUGGACCUCCAGGAGUACUUGAAUAAGCCGCUCGAACCAGAGACGCUGCUCUUGCGCGUCUAUGUCUACAACACGUGCGAAAACCAGCCAUGGCAGCAGGCAGAUGGCACGGCGGCGUCGAAGUGGACGUUGCGUGUGGAGGGUCGUUUGGUGGGCGGCAACGCCAAGUUCAGCCUGAUGCUCACGGGCUUGACGGUCGACCUUAUGCCCAACCCGAACUACCCGGACAUCGGCCCGCAGAAUAGCAACCACAUCAUCGAGUGGCACGAGAACACGCCCGAAAGCAACACCAACGUGGGGCUCAACGCGAAGUUAUCUGCGUUUGACGGCUUGGAUAUCACGCGCACGGGGCAACAUCCGAUCGCGUGCAAGGUUACUUUGCAGUUGAAAGAGUUGCCGUUGAAGAUGAAGGUGUCAGCACCGCUUGCGCAGAUACUCGGAGCACCCGAGAUGAGCCAGCACGGGGUUAUCUACGGUAUCUGGCAAUACAUCCAGUUGCACGGCUUGUUCCUGCCACCGACGCAGACUGACACGCACCCUGUAGCGACGCGGGAGCCAGGUGACGACCUCCGCACUGUGUACUGUGACGCAACGUUGUUUUCACUCUUUGGCUUGGCUAAGUUCAAGUUUCCGCGCUUGAUGGAGUUGCUCACGCCUCACUUGAGCCCGAAGGAGCCGAUCGUGAUUGAUUACGAGGUCGACGUUACCAAGGCAUCCACCUUGGGCAGUUGCGUCGUAGAUAUUCCCGUGGAGCUGUCGGUUUAUCUCGCAGCCGUGCGCGCGGAGCAGUUGGAGACCAUCAAGCACCUGUACCACGUUAACGACCACGCCAUCAUGGCGUUGAACAACAAAAUCUCCACCGGCGUCGCCGUGCUCAACCAGAGCCGCGCUAAGCAGCAGUUCUAUGCAGGUCUUGCUGAGAAUCCCGUGGACUUUUUGCAAGACUGGUACGCGAGCCACUGUCACAACUUGAAGAUCCUCAACGGCGACGAGGGGUUCAGCGAGGAGACCAUGAGACGCGCUGACUUCUUUGCAAACACCAACGAGGAGAAGGGCCUCGAUGGCGAGGCAUUGUUGAGAGAUAACGUCGCAUUAUUGUUCAACACGAAUCGGUUGUAGGCGAUAGAGGAUUUAUGUUUAUUAAAAUACAAUUAUCGAAUUAAAAGUAAUUGGAUUGUUUAAAGGGUGAC
Babjeviella inositovora NRRL Y-12698 is the source of this 1325-nucleotide messenger RNA. RefSeq lists its product as uncharacterized. Gene Ontology annotation, cellular component: nucleus; SWI/SNF complex. The record is from RefSeq and is a predicted model, not a curated record. The transcript has a single exon. Gene Ontology annotation, biological process: regulation of transcription by RNA polymerase II. NCBI's taxonomy places the organism in Eukaryota, Fungi, Ascomycota, Pichiomycetes, Serinales. Bases 4 to 1254 code for a protein of 416 amino acids.